This is a messenger RNA of Mytilus trossulus (common blue mussel), 1860 nucleotides long. RefSeq names its product high-affinity choline transporter 1-like. Gene Ontology annotation, cellular component: plasma membrane. Gene Ontology annotation, molecular function: choline:sodium symporter activity. Gene Ontology annotation, biological process: choline transport; transmembrane transport; acetylcholine biosynthetic process. Bases 1 to 1557 code for a protein of 518 amino acids. The record is from RefSeq and is a predicted model, not a curated record. NCBI's taxonomy places the organism in Eukaryota, Metazoa, Mollusca, Bivalvia, Mytilida, Mytilidae. The transcript has 8 exons.
AUGGCGGUUUAUGUACCAGGUUUGGUGUCUGUCGUCGUGUUCUAUGUUAUAUUUCUAUUGCUAGGUUUAUGGGCAGCAUGGAAAUCUCGAAAACUUACUAAGAACAGUGAAGAUGUGUUACUUGCAGGGAGAAGUAUUGGGAUGCUCCUAGGGAUAUUUACCAUGACUGCAACCUGGGUGGAAGGAGGAUUUAUAAAUGGUACAGCAGAGGGUGUUUACUCAGGAGGAUUAGUGGGAAGUCAGGCUCCCUUUGCCUAUUCAUUGUGUUUGGCAUUCAGUGGAUUUUUCUUUGCCAGACGGAUGCGUCAGAAUGGAUAUGCAACCAUUAUCGACCCAUUCCAGCAGAAGUAUGGAGAUAUGAUGGGUGCAUUGUUGUACAUUAUAUCUCUCUCGGGAGAUGUAUUUGUUGUGGCAGCAAUAUUAGGAGCUUUAGGUUCAACCUUGUCUGUAGUACUGAACAUAGACUACAAUAUUUCUGUUAUAGUGGCAGCCUGUGUGGCUUGGCUAAUAAUACCGUUUGCUAUAUCAAAUGAUGCAGUGAGGGACCUGUCAACUAAUUACACAGAUGUUUGGGUGAAAGAACUAGAUCCCUCUACAGCAGGUGUAUAUAUUGACGGUUGGUUACAGAUGAUACUUGGUGCAAUACCAUGGCAGGUAUAUUUCCAAAGAGUUCUUGCAGCGAAGUCAGCAUAUAUUGCAGAGCUGUUGUCAUACUUAGGAGUGAUUGGUUGCUUCAUUGUUGUUAUUCCAUCACUAUUGGUUGGUAUCAUAGCUACACAAACAGAUUGGAGUAUGACAACUUAUAUGUCUGGAAAUUCCUCGGUGUUGGCAGAUAAAGAUAUACCGUUGGUAUUGCCACUAGUGAUGGAACAUCUUUGUCCUAAAGCUGUUGCAUUGUUCGGUCUAGGUGCGGUAGCAGCUGCAGUAAUGUCAUCAGUUGAUUCAGCUGUGCUUUCAUCAAGUGGACAAUUUUCGAGAAAUGUCUACAAAAGGAUCAUAAGAAAAACAGCUUCUGAAAAAGAACAGAUAUGGGUGCUUAGAGCUUCAACUAUAGUGUUUGGUGUUAUUGCAACUUCUGUAUCAAUAUACGUUAGAUCUAUUUAUGCGUUAUGGGUACUUUGUAGUGACAUAAUUUAUGUCAUAUUGUUUCCGCAGCUGACAUGUGCAAUUUAUUUUUCUAGUGCAAAUACAUACGGAUCUCUCGUUGCUUUUAUCGUGGGACUAUUUUUUCGUGUAGCUGGAGGAGAAAUAACACUGGGAUUAGAUCCUUUAAUCAAAUACCCAUGGCAUAAAGUGGAUGAUGAUGGAACGGUUGUACAGUUAUUUCCACAUAAAACAUUGUCCAUGCUUCUUUCAUUGUUUUCACUAUUAUUUGUGUCGUGGUUCACAAAUUGGCUUUUUGACAAUGGAAUACUAUCUCAUAAAUUUGAUAUCCUUCGAAAACAUUCAAGGACAAAAUAUAAGAACAAGUAUGUAAUAUCUACCUCUGAUGGAAGCGAUGUCAAAAAGAAGGAAAACUACCAGGAUAAUGCUGCGUUUUCAACAGACGCUUUUUGAAAUAUAAGUCCAGUCAAGAAUUUUUAACCAUAGUUCUUAUUGUCAGUAUACUCAUAUUAUAUUCAUGUAGGUUUUCAUUUUUAUUUGAAGUAGACAUUGUAUGUCUACUGCAUAGUACCAUGUUUAUAGGUAAACCUUUAUAAUUCUAAUUAUUUUCAAAUUACACACAAAUGUAUUGAUAUACUUAUAUAUUGUUUUGACACCUGUUUUAUAUCUUUUAGUUAUUUUAAGUAAAUGAAUAGUUUUGGAUACUCACGAGAAUAAAGUUCUGUGUAGUUUUUGAAUAUUGGAAUUUGGGGUAAA